AUGGACGCCUCCGUCAGAACGCCUUUGCUCCACGGCCAGGCCGGGCAUGCCGACGAGGGAUUGCCCACGCCAGCCGCCUAUGGCCAGGUCCAAGACCAUAACGCCCUCUGCUGGAUUCGAGGAGGUGUCGUUGCCUACUUGACCGCAGUCGGUGCAAUGAUCCUCGACUACAAGCUUCGAGAGAAGUCGCCGUACUCGAACUGGCGCGUCGUCUUUGACUUCUCCAUUGUCACUUAUUCUCUGCUUUUGAUUUACCACUUGGUGGUGCUGGUACGAAUCAUCGUCGUGGUCCGUGUUGCAGUGACUGACAUGGGUUGCAUCCAGGGUUGGACCUACACCCAUCUCUACCACCCGCACAUUGACGACAGCAACCGUGGCUAG
Messenger RNA from Colletotrichum chrysophilum, 381 nucleotides. RefSeq lists its product as uncharacterized. The coding region runs from base 1 to 381 and encodes 126 amino acids. The record is from RefSeq and is a predicted model, not a curated record. The transcript is spliced from 2 exons. NCBI's taxonomy places the organism in Eukaryota, Fungi, Ascomycota, Sordariomycetes, Glomerellales, Glomerellaceae.